Molecule: messenger RNA, 2368 nt
Organism: Fusarium verticillioides 7600
Lineage: Eukaryota; Fungi; Ascomycota; Sordariomycetes; Hypocreales; Nectriaceae
Exons: 2
Coding region: 14-901 (295 amino acids)
Source: RefSeq, a predicted model, not a curated record
CGCCACAAGGGCUAUGGUUGUCACUCAGCUCCCAACAUGGAGGAGAGCUCCACGCUUUCAUUUUCUCCAACUGCCUGCCUUGCCUACCUACUACUCGGCCAAAGCUCUAAUUCCUAGUCUUCUGCAACGAAUUAUCACAACCUGUCCGGCUUUGCUUUCGCAGAAGAACAGGCAUUUGUUCCGAACGAGACGCCACUUUUGGAGAACCGAGUACUCUCUUAUACGAAAUUGGAGGUUAAAGACUCCGUUAGACCUAUCAAGCUCAACUCCAGCUACGGGACUCUCCAUGAUGCGAAUACGACUCCCAGUUGCAGGCGUCUUCCUGCUCCUCCUCCUCAUUGCCGCCUACGCUGGACUGACUUCAAUACAACUUGGUCAAUAUGUCAACGACAAGGUGUUGCACUUCACCACCUUCUUUGCGCUUACCGUUGUGUUUUACUGGGUUGUCGAUACGAACCGAAGACGUGUUAUGAAUAUGACUUUGGUCGUUUGCACAAUCGUUCUUGGUGUUGGUUCCGAAUUCGUCCAAAGCUUCCUCGAUAACGGUCGGGAGUUUGAUCUGUACGACAUCAUUGCAAAUGUGAUAGGAAGCUUAUUAGGUGUUGGCCUUUGCUCGUGGUACCACAAGCGUAUGCUUGAGCGCAAGCGACGUAGACGUUACAGUGCUGUUCCUGGCGAAGAGCAGGGCGAUGUUGAGCUCGGCGAAGGCCACGAGUCCGGCGUUAUGGAAGGCAACAGCCGCUCUCAGACAUUGGAAGAAGAGGUGGACAACUGGGACGAGAACGAGAUCGAUGAUGACUGGGACGAGGACGAAACACACGAGACUUCAACCAACACCAAGGCGUUGGAAACCAACGCGGACAAUGGUGAUUUGGGAGAUACAAAGAAGCGAAUGGACUAACACGACCGAUAAGCUUAGCUAUGGUCAUGUAGAUGCUAUGCCACGACUUAUGACUGGAUGGCCCCGCACGAUUUAUGUUCAACUUGAUUACAUUGUGUUUGGUGGCUUGGUGACUUCUUGGUAUCAAAUGAGCCAAACAAGAAUAUCCAUUGUUUUCCCAUGUUGGAAAUGAUAUCGAUGCUGAACUGACCUAGGAAUUAUUUUCGCCUUGACGCGUCUCAUUCUGAUAUGGCUAAAUUAUACGUCUCAUGGAUAAUGCAGACUUUGGGAAAAAGUCAACUUCCAGCUAUAAUAGCAACUGCAUGGGGUGUGACUAGCCCACGAUGGAAGUGUUGCUUAUAAACUUUGAUUUGUGUUCCUUUCCUCUAUCCUGUGGCGCCAUUUCAUGGGGUUGUUUGGAAGAAAUGCAGCUGACGAAGAAACAGCGACAUAAUUAUGGUCGUUGAGGGGACCAUGCUUAUAAGAAAGUGCGGAUUCCCAAUCUCUGAUGUACAGCAAUUCAGUUUCUUGACUGACUUUGGUUGGCCCUUUGGAGUCAGGAUCAGGAUCUCCCUCAGAAGUAGAUGGGGUUACCACCGCUGCUGAUAUUUCGGACAUGGGCUCUUCGCCAGCAUCAGACGAGGCUACUAGUUCCGCUAAUGUUGUGGCCACAAGACUAUCAUCGGGAGAAAAGAAGUCUACUAAAUGCGGUGACGCUUUGAGCUUGUAUGAAAUCCGAUCUCUUUCCGGGUCCUGACGGGCGGAACCUGAAGCUGACGCUGACUUCUGGGGAAGAGGAAGACCAUUCCCAACUGCUCCAUGCUGGGCAGGAAGACGGCGAGGACGAUGCGCUAGAUAUGCAGGCUCAGGGCGCGUUCUGCUAUGCCACUGCCGUCCGUUGUUAUAGGCCGUGGGCACUUGCGGUAUCUGGUAUCGUUCUUUGGUAAGGCAGUCUGCUAUUGUUUUGGAAUCCUCGGGGCUGUCCAUCUCCUGAUAGGUAAGUCCCAAAUCUAUUGGAAGUUAGCAACGCCAGUUUGAACGGAUACUGUGAGUGUUUGAUCUAGGUUACAAGCCUUCGCCAUAAGAUGAUGUGCUCGGUCCCGGGUUUUCCUGUUGAGGAAGCAUAGCGAUCACACGUGCAGAGCCUCGAAGACGAGCUGUUAUGCGAAGACACCCUAGGGCCAAUGGAAUACAAUAGGGGCAACUGUUCAGAGGAUUUGGCAGAUAAACUUGAGAGAAAUGGUCUCGAUCAAUGAGAAAACAGGGUAUUAUAAGUUGAGAGACUUCAGAGGAGGGUUUCGAUGUCACUUUAUAUUUAACAAUAAGACUAAAGUAUAAGCUAAGUUUCAGGAAUGCAAGGUCAAACGGCGAUAGCUAUCUUUGAUAGGUAGCUAUUUUGUCAGUCUCAGGAUAACUGCAAAGCUUUUUGUGAACAAGCUUUGUGAUAAUCACUUGAGGCAAAAGUUAGGACCUUUACGCUUCGGCCAG